Molecule: messenger RNA, 612 nt
Organism: Fundulus heteroclitus (mummichog)
Lineage: Eukaryota; Metazoa; Chordata; Actinopteri; Cyprinodontiformes; Fundulidae
Product: E3 ubiquitin-protein ligase NEDD4-like
Exons: 7
Coding region: 250-612 (120 amino acids)
Biological process (GO): regulation of neurotransmitter secretion
Cellular component (GO): synaptic vesicle membrane
Molecular function (GO): calcium ion binding
Source: RefSeq, a predicted model, not a curated record
GGCUUGCCAUACAGCGCUGUAGCAGCAGACACCCUGGGAGGAGGAGGAGGAAACUGGAGGAGGAGGAGGAGAAGGAGGAAGAGGAUGGGUAUUACCAAUGACGACGAGGCCAGCGCUCGGUCUGGCUCUCAGUAGUUACCUGUCACGGUAAACAGUCGGAAGCACUGCGGAAAGGCGGAACACCUGAGCACUGACUGUUGGCUUUCCUCUUCUUCGCGUCGGUCCCUCGGAGGAACGAGAAGGGGUCUCAUGAUGGCUGCUGUCCCUGCUCCUCAGAUCAGAGGACUCCAGGCUGAAGAGGAGGACUCCAGAAUCCUCAAAGUGAAAGUCAUUGCUGGAAUUGGAUUGGCCAAGAAAGAUAUACUGGGUGCAAGGAGUCACCAGACCAGUUCAGUAACUCAUGAUCCGUACACCAGGCUGUCCCUUUAUGAUCCGAUCAACGGAGAAAUCACCAGUCUGCAGACUAAAACCAUUAAAAAGACUCUGGACCCAAAAUGGAACGAAGAGUUCUAUUUCCGAGUUAAUCCCACAAACCAUCGGCUGCUGUUUGAGGUGUUUGAUGAGAACAGACUGACGCGUGAUGACUUUCUGGGUCAGGUGGACGUGCCUUGA